CUCUCCCUGGCUGUCAGGCUCUGGCCCUCCCUCCUCACGCGCAUACUGUAACCCUAUCUAUCUAUCUCUUGGGUGGGUUGGAUCCAUAUCUCUCUCUUCCUCCUGCGCCGUCGCCGGCCGCAUCGAUCUCUCCCUUGGAUCUCAGCCGCGCCGGCCAUGGCUGCUCCGUCAAGUCUUCCUCUCCUCACCGCGCGCACACCUGCCGUCGCCGCUCGCACCCACGCAGGGUGCCCUACGUUUGCGUCUCGCGGCCGGUCGGUCGAUGUGAUCCGUCCGGCCGGACGCGAUCUGAUCCAGCCGGCCGGACACGGUCUCUGCUGAAUCCUAGGCAAAAGCAAGAGCCAGGUUGGAUCUGCGGUCAUGUUUCACUGGAAACCCGGCCGGCGGCGAGGCCACGCGCAACCGCGGGGACUCCUCACGUUGAGGAGCGGCUGCAUCUCCCUGUGUAUUCAUGGCUGGCCAGCACUCACUUAACUACUCAAGCUGGAGUGCCGGAAGCAGCUUUGCCAACACUGCUGUUCAGCAGGCGCUUGUGUACCCAAGCCCAGCCACCAGUGCGGCAAGCAGCCUCGUUAGCGCUGCUCGUGUUCAGCAGGCACGGUACUACUCAGCCGGUGCUGUGGUGAUCGACGAGGAGACUGUCCAAGUGCUAAUCACCGGGGUGGCCAAGUGUAAUUCAGUGGCAAGCAAAUGCCUUGCGGAGAUCCAUACGGUGCAGGAUCUGCAAAUCAUCACCCUCAUUGUCAUUUUGUCUGGUAUUGCGGGGGCCUGGUAUGUUGGACAGCAAGUAAUUGAUCGAGGGUCUGAGAUCCUGGGCCAGGUGCAAAAGCAUGCCCCGGAAAUCUUGGGCGCCGUCUGCGACGAGAUGGUGUACCAGCUGAAGAUACCCUUCCUUGGCAGCGGGAGGCGCCUCGUCUUGCAAGACCAUUGGUUCAAUGACCCGGAGAAGUCGCUGACGAGGUACGAGCAGAGGAUGAGGCGUGAGGCUGCGAGGCAAGAGAUGGACCGGCUUCGACUCGAGGAAUUCAAUCGCGCCCAGGAGGAGAAGAAGCGCGAGGCUGCGCAAAUGUACGAGCAGUCCUUGGCAAGGAAACGAGUCAACGACCAGCUGCUCAAGGACAAGCUUCGUGAGGAGAGGAUACGGCAGUUGACGGGACAGUAGGAGGCAGAGACAGCAGCUGAGCGGUUGUGAUGGACCUGGUUUUGACAUAUUUUUGCCCUGGACUAUUAAUUUUGCUUGCUCCUCCCUUUGUCUGGUUCCAAACUGUCUGUGGAAUUGACUUGAUUAGUCAGCUUUGAAAUGGUAUACGUGGCACGUGCACAGCACAAUGCAAUUUUCCAAACUAAAUAUAAUAUUUAUGUCCUGAUGGAAUGUCAAGUCUGCUCUAUUGUAUGAUAUGAACCUAGGACUGUAUCUUAUUGGGAAUUAAGAGUCACGGAGCCAAAAUUGUACUC
Messenger RNA from Triticum dicoccoides, 1455 nucleotides. RefSeq lists its product as uncharacterized. The coding region runs from base 452 to 1162 and encodes 236 amino acids. The record is from RefSeq and is a predicted model, not a curated record. Lineage: Eukaryota; Viridiplantae; Streptophyta; Magnoliopsida; Poales; Poaceae. The transcript is spliced from 5 exons.